AUGGUAUGGUACCUCAGGAUUAUCAAUGAACCAAUUCAAGGAUCAAUUUACCACAGUAUCAGAGAAUUCUUGUUCCCAAAUAUGAAUAGCUCAUAAACUAAUCAGAAAGUUGAUGAUCAAAAAAUUAUCUUUUUUGAACCUGGAGCUACUGAUCUGAUAAGUGCUGGAUUUAAAGAUACUCCAGGAGGUUAAGAAUUCAGAGAUAGAGAAGCAUACAUUUAUUUGUUUGAUGUUGAUGAUUAUAGCCUUCCAUAGAAUGAGUAAGUGUGCAAUUACAUGGAUUCAUUCUACUUUGCAACCAAAGACGGUGUGGCCAAUAUAUUAGGAGUUGGCAAAUUCAUGACUGAGCUUGGAGCUAUUCUUGAUACUCCAGAAGAAAAAAGGAAUUAGACUACUUAUUAGACUUAAUGGAAUUCAGAUUCACUUUCAUUGGGCUUAUUGGGAAUCUAAGUAUUAUGCUGA
This is a messenger RNA of Paramecium tetraurelia, 462 nucleotides long. RefSeq lists its product as uncharacterized. Lineage: Eukaryota; Ciliophora; Oligohymenophorea; Peniculida; Parameciidae. The transcript is spliced from 2 exons. The record is from RefSeq and is a predicted model, not a curated record.